GUUAAAGCAGAGUUAUGCUCUUCUCUUAAAGAAGACUCCUAUGUUUCCCUUUGUCUUGUGUUUGUUCAGAAUGGAUUGUUGAGUUAAAGUAAAGAUCUGUGCAAUGUGUUCAGAUAACUGGCAUGGUAUUAUGACCAGUGAGCUUAAAAUAAGAUUUUACUGAAAUGAAAUGAAUUUCACUGUUUGGAUCAGAAUAUGUUAAGUUGGACUUUUCUUCUCACUUGAUCAUUGUUGUAUGUUGAGGUGACAUUUGGUGUUACUUUCUACUAAUAUCAAUGAACUGAAAUAGAGUGGGCAACAUUUUUUACACAUUGUCACGAUAUUAAUACUUCUAUACUGGGUUAUAUUGAGCUAAGGUGCAGUGAACUGACCUAAAUUGGACAGAAUCCGUCUGCAUUUUAUCUUGUAAAUUUCUGUGUAAAAGGUACUAGAUUACAUUUUUUCCACAUUGUGCAAACUAAAUCAAACUAAACAAAACUCAGUGGAGCUUAAUAGUGUAGAAAUAUAAUGAAUUCUUUGUGUAAGGAAACUGGAUUUAGAGGCUUGUUAAUCAAUAGAGAAUAAUCAAUGUUAAUCCUAUGGUGUGACCUCUGGCCUGUAAUCAUUCCAACAUGGACACAAGGUCAAAUUCCAUGCCACAUUUUUCCUAGGGCUAUGUGUGCUCACUUCUGUCCCUCUUCAGCUUGGGGUCUACAGACACAGAGAGCCACUGACACAAGUUUGUAGCAUGUCUGGACUGAAAGCACAAGCUGUCCAUUUGAUCCCACCUUACACCCUGACCCGGCUUGCACAAGAGUGGCUGGCAGAGGACACCCCAAACUUUGACCCGGCGGGUGUUUGCGUGGGAUCAGAGGAAGUGGAGGCUAAGUUGCUGUGUAAAACUCCACACACUGUGCUGGCAGGGAGCCCCUUUUUCACAGCAGUGUUUACUGAAGUGGGCUGCACCGUGGACUGGAUUUACCAGGAAGGAGCAGUGAUCACAUCUCCAGGUCCAGAUGCAGUCACUCUGACUGGUGUGGUGAGAGGCCCAGCUAGAUGUCUGCUCCUCGGGGAGCGCCCUGCUCUAAACUGCCUGAGUCGUGCCUCAGGGAUCGCCACCCGCUGCUCUCAGCUCAAUUUGAUGGCAAUGUCCGCAGGCUGGCACGGAGAGGUGGCUGGCACCCGUAAGACCACACCGGGCUUUAGGCUGGUGGAGAAGUACGCCAUGCUGGUGGGCGGCACAUCCAUGCACAGACAGGACCUGAGCGGGAUGGUGAUGCUGAAGGACAACCACAUCUGGGCAUCAGGGAGCAUCACAGAGGCUGUGACAGUGGCCCGCUCAGUGUGCGGCUUCAGCAGCAAGAUUGAGGUUGAGUGUCGCUCCACAGUGGAGGGAAGAGAAGCAGCUGCAGCCGGAGCCGACAUUGUCAUGUUGGACAACUUUCAGCCACAGGAAGUUCAUGUUGCAGCGCGAGAACUGAAGAACGAGUUCCCAGCUCUUCAGAUAGAAGCCAGCGGAGGAGUUACUCCGGAAAACUUAGCUUUGUAUUUCUCAUCGCAUGUAGACAUCAUUUCUCUGGGUUGCAUCACUCAGGGAUGCCCGGUUGCAGAUUUUUCUCUUAAAGUGCAAAAGCCAGGUGCAAGCAGUACGUACAAGCACAUGAUUAAAUUGAACUGAUUGUUGUCAAAUAUCGUUCCUUGCUAAAACAUUCAUUACACUUGAACCUUAUGUCAAGUAACAACUGCAAACUUCAUUGUAUUUUAUGUGCAUAUUUGUGAAGGGGAAAAAAAUUAUAGAUUUUAACAAAAAAAGCAAAAAAUCCAGGUCAACCAGGUGCGUUCAGUAGUCAUCUAUAUUGUCUAUACUAUUAAAUAGAGUCAGCUGGUGUAUAAUCUACCAGUAUAUAUAAUAUAUAUAAAUAUAUAUAAUAUACUUCAUGGCCUUUUAUGCAAACAAUAAAACAUGGUAGUGGCAGCAUGAUGUUGUGGGGAUACCUUUCAAGGCUAAAUACCAGGCAAUUCUGAAAAAAAAAAAAACAGUUUGAUCUUGCAAAUAAUUUGAGAAAAUACGUUGAUGCUUGCUGGCAAAAUAUGAUAAAAUGUACAAAGUUUUAAGGGGUAUAGAUACUUUUGCAGAGCGAUGUAUACAAAACAAACUUUUUUAUGUUUUUUGUGGAUGAGUUGUAGAAGUUGCGUCAAAUCCUGUUUGUCAUUUAAAAGAAGAAUAGAAACUGGACCUUUUAUAUUAUGCUGAAUGUGGGCCAAGUGGCUAAAAACAAAACAUCAAAAAAUACCCCAACAGAGGAACAGAAGCCACAAGUCAAAAUGAAACAGUAAGAACUUGAUGGACAAAAGAAACAAAUAAAGCAAAAACUAACCUAACAUACCUUUGUACCAGUACAGAACAGUGGUUUCAGCUGCACAGACAUUUAUCUUAGGGCUAUGUUUACCACUGUUUUUUUCUUUUUAAAAGGUCAAUAUAUGUUUGGGAUUUAAGAACACAGAUCCUUGGAUCUUUAACUGAACCUGUCCAAGAAUGUCAUCCCAUUUUGUGGGAUUAAAUAUUUCUGACGGUCAACAGUCUCUUCAUCAUAUUUUGGAUUUAAUGUUUUUAACUGAUGAAAUGUUUGGACUGCAGUUGACUGUGCAUUGGAUGCCUACAGAUGUGAGUGCACAUAGAAAUAUUUUUUUAGGCCCAAUUAUGCCUUUUGGCUUGGAUGAGUCAGAACUCCUCUAUUUCAGAGACCUUGGUUUUCAGUCAGAAAAAGGUGUACAGCUCUCUUCAGGUUAAGGGUGAGUUUUUACCUCAAGAGGAGGAUUUUAGGUUUCUUGAUGAAAAAGAGGUCGGAAGGAGAGGACAGAUGGCUCGGUACCUUAUCUGCAAUACUGAUCUGCUAAAGACUUGACAUCAGUGGCCAUUUUUUAUUGCCAAGAAUUCCCACUUCUGGUUUUAAUUUAGUUCAGAAACAUAUGUUAAAAUAUUGCAGUUUUAGCUCAUAGGUCAUUUCCAAAUUAAGCCUGAAUAAAGUUGUUGAAAGUAA
Messenger RNA from Girardinichthys multiradiatus, 3020 nucleotides. RefSeq names its product nicotinate-nucleotide pyrophosphorylase [carboxylating]-like. Gene Ontology annotation, molecular function: nicotinate-nucleotide diphosphorylase (carboxylating) activity. The record is from RefSeq and is a predicted model, not a curated record. Gene Ontology annotation, cellular component: cytoplasm. Lineage: Eukaryota; Metazoa; Chordata; Actinopteri; Cyprinodontiformes; Goodeidae. The coding region runs from base 728 to 1657 and encodes 309 amino acids. Gene Ontology annotation, biological process: NAD+ biosynthetic process; quinolinate catabolic process. The transcript has 5 exons.